Messenger RNA from Cherax quadricarinatus, 2371 nucleotides. The record is from RefSeq and is a predicted model, not a curated record. Lineage: Eukaryota; Metazoa; Arthropoda; Malacostraca; Decapoda; Parastacidae.
GAUGUUGUUUUGCAUGAGGAUAUAUAAGACCUUGGCUGAACUGAUCUCGGUUCAUUUGUUUUGCGGUCAACAGCGGUAGAAGAGUAAACAUGAAGACCUUCCUGCCCCUCGGUCUUACACUUCUGGCUGUAGCAGCCAACGCUGCUCCUGCUGCCCAGACGGGUUCUCUCUCCGGCACCAGUAUGUGGGGCAAUAAUGUGGGGAAUAAGCCAGCGCCUCCAAGCCACUCCAUCCACAAUGAUGACGUAAAGCCAACAGCCUCACCAUCUGACGAUUCCUCGGAAGAAACUUCCUCGGAAGAAACUCCUUCUGAAGGAAGUUCCUCGGAAGAAAGUUCAGAAGAAGACAAGACUGAGGUUCCAGCCACCAUCACAUCUACCCAUAUAAAGAAGCCAUUUACCUCUCCCAACAAUGUAAAUAAACUUGUUGCAUCCUCCAGCUUCAGCAAAUUCUACUCAGCGUGAUAUCUCCUCCAGGGGCGGAAAGUCACCCUGAUGCUGCUGAAGGGCUCGUGAUCCAGGGAUUUGGAGUUUCCCUUCCCUUCCUCGGGUCAAACCUUAUUGCCUCCCAUUCCCCCGGGCUCUGACUGACCCCUCCCCCUACGGAUUUAGCACUUCCUCGUGAAUAAUAAAUAUUCUCCAGUGGAUUGUAUCAAAAUUUAGAAAUAUACUUAAUUAUCUUACAUAUUAUACAUACAAGUCUGUAUUAUAUAUACAGUUGUAUGGAUAUACGUGACCAUACACCCGAAGGACCAACUCCAGGUGUAAGGUAAGAUUUUGUUGGGAUUUUUAACCCGGGUGGGUUAGCCAACCCAGGAUAAUCCUAGAAAGUCAGUGAGUCAUCUAGGACUCUGUCUUAUUUCCACUGUGGUCCUCAGUCUUGUCCCCCAGGAUGCCACCCACACCAGUCCACUAACACCUAGGUACCUACUUACUGAUAGGUGAACAGGGACAGCAGGUGUAAAGUGACUAACACCCAGGUACCUACUUACUGAUAGGUGAACAGGGACAGCAGGUGUAAAGUGACUAACACCCAGGUACCUACUUACUGAUAGGUGAACAGUGACAGCAGGUGUAAGGAAGCACGCCCAAUGUCCCCACCCGACCGGUGAUUGAACCACGGACACUCAGUGUGUGAGGCGAGAGAGUUGUCUACCACGCCACCGAAGUUCAGUCACAAGCUCCAUAAUAUUAAACGUCAUAACCAUGAUUUUUGAAGAGGUGGAACGGUAAGCCAGCGGAAGGCCUCGGUCAGAUGACCAAAAGCUCCAGCUGUGGGUCAUCAUAUAACUAAGACCAGCGUCAGGAAACACUUGUCCCGUUUCCUGACAAGCAUUAUACCUACCUGACCAGUUCUCCAGACUGCUGACUUGAUCAAUCAGACUGAUGGUGCUAGCAGCAGCAGCUUUACGACUGGUCAAGAAUUGUCAGGAGUACCUUACAUUCCUUCUUCUCAGCAGACAUCGCUUCUGCGAGUUAAAAAUCAGAAGAACUUUCUCUGCAAGACUCACGAUAUCUUCAGUCUUCUCAGAAACAGCCUAAAAAAGGGUCCCAGGUCUGACAGAGGGUCUAAGAUGGUUUUAGUUCCUUUAGGAGAAACUGACAGGUCGUAGAUCUGUCAGAGGUAAUUAAGAGACCAGUUAUUUCACGAGGGAAUACUUCAGUCGUAGGUAGAUGGAUGUGGCCUAAUGUAUCCUGACAACCUUGCGACGGUCUGGAGUUUUGAGACUGAUCGCGGGUUCUAACCCCGCCCGUGGUAUGGGUUGCUUGGUAAGUAUAUUUAGGUACAGGUGCACAUAAAUACUGUUACACAAAUUAUCAUACAUGGUAACAUAUGCAGAACAACUACUGUGAAGAGAAUAGUGAACUUUCAAGAGCUUUCCUGAUUUCUCACAUUAUCAAGGAACUGUGAAAUCACAAAAGCGCCUGGAAUUUCACUAUUUUUUUCACAGUGCUUGUUCUGUAUAUUGUGAAACCACCUGUUUACUGUGACCAUAUUACACAAUAACAUAUGUGUAAAUUAUCCAAGAUAACCCAAAAUAAGUCAAAGUGAGUAAUUUGCACUGGGCUCGUCAACUUAAGUACUUUGUUAAUGUCGAUACUAACAUCGGUCCUAAGGGUGAGACUGGAAUCUUUCAAGUGCUGGACUUAACAUUUUCCAGCACCUAAAUACAACUGGAACUCCGGUUACUACCUACUCGUGAGACCAUACCUAGUUCCUACAAGAUACUCCCUUAGCAUACACCAAAUCUGUGUGUGUUGGUAGUGAAGAGUACGUCAGCCACUGACCCACCAUAUACCUCUGUAAUCUUCUAACUACCGCCCCCAGGAUGGGUAUGGGGUAUAUAAUGAAGAUAUUAAAUUAAGUAGCC